AUGCCAUCGGAAAUUCUGAGUACUAAUGAAUCAAAUGGAAAACGGAAAAUAAAAAAUAAAGCACCAAAACGAUUGCGUCGGAAGAACAAACCAGUCGAGAAUGAUACAGAAAAAAACGAAACUGAACACAUCUCAACAACCGACAACGGGAUGGAUGAAAUAUCGUAUUGGAAAACGUGUACGAAGAAAGCAAUGGAUCUUCUGGAAAGACAAGCAUCGAAUCGGCGAAAAUUGUUCAUUGAAAGACACCAAGAACGCAUUGAUUGUAUAAAAUGCGUGCUUCAACAACGGCAGCAGAUCCGUAUGCUAUCCGAAAAGUAUCAUUCUAUCUCUCAGUCGUAUGAAACAUUACGUGAUGAAUUACGUACUAGGGACGAACGGUUGAAGAUCUUAGAUGAUAGACUUCAUGAUCGUGAUGAACUUAUUCGUGAUAAUGAAUUCUUGCGUGUUCAAUUUCGAUUAGUCGAGCAGAAAUGUGAACGUCUUACUGUGGAGUAUAAUAAAAAGCUCGAAGAAACGCAUUGCUUCGAACAAGAAGCCAACGAACAAAUCGAAUCAUUGAUGGAUGAAAUCGAACGAAUCAAACGUGAUCUCGUCUUAGAAGAAUACCGUAAACAAGAAGCCGAAAGAAAGGUGCGCUAUUAUGACGAGAAAUUGAUAACUGAACAAGCAGGAAACAAAAAAAUGCAACAAGAUCUAAUUCAACUUCGGCAAGAAUUAAAAUCGAUUCAUAUGCGAUAUGACGCAUUACAAAUCGAAAUGCUUGCUAUGCACAAGGCAAAUAACAACGAUGUUUCCUUGAUACCAACCAAAGAUACAAAUGACAAGGAAUGGCCUAGUCAACGAAUAGGAGACCGAGAUUUUGAUGAACAUGUGGAAACGAAACGACCUAAACGAAAAACUCGAGAUCGAACUGAAUCAUCUGCUAGUAGAACGAGUAGCUCAAGUGAACAUCAAACGAAAGUUGUAAAGAAAUUAUCGAAAAACAAAGAAAAUGACAGUGACAAUCCUUCGUUGAAUCGAAAGAAGAAAUCUUUAAAAUCAAGCCAAACGAAUAAAAACCAUUUACCAAUGGUCACUGUCACGCAAGCCAGUCCUUUAAUCGAUCAACCAAUCGCAGCGGAAAGAGAUGCCGGACAAAAGUUAUUCCCAUCAUCAAGAAGCGUGACAUCGGAUAGUAGUGCAACGACUUCCGAUUCGCAUAGUACUAGUAGUGAAUCGCAGCUACUUAAACCACGAACAAAGAAACCAAGUCGUUAUCCAUGUCGACGUGCUCAACGUCCUAUCCUAGUCAAUCAAUUCGCUCCUAAUCUAUCGCAACCAAAUAUCAAUAUACCAAUCUCGGACACAGGUGUAAUGUUCCGUCAAGAACGAUCACAGUUCUCUUCGCGCGUUAGGGAAACUCAUGUUUCAAUUGUCGAACCUAAUACAAGAGAAACUCAAUCAAAACAAAACAAGUCAUCACUCUACAGCGAUGAUUUCAUCCCUAUUGAUGACUUCUCCCACGAAUUCAUCUAUGAAUCUCAUCUGGGUCGAUCCUGUAAGAAUGUCAUCGUUGUAUCCGCUAGACAUCCACAUAGUUUCUUCUUGCAAACGGUCGAUGACCUCACUCAUGGUGACAACUUUUUCUCCAAGAUGAAUGAGUUCUACAAUCGUUGUUUCGAUGCUCAACGCCUGGCAAUAUCCAAAGCCGCUCUACGUGCAAACUUAUGCUGUGUAGCACGUGAUGAGACUUAUCCGGAUGUUUGGAAUCGAGCACAGCUAUUGGAAUAUCAUCGAGAAACAGAUCAAUGUAGCUUACUUCUUGUUGAUUUAGGCACAUGGCAAGAAUGUGUACCGCGCGCAAAUUUACGCCAUAUAUUGGUACCAUUCCGUAAUGAAUGCGUUCGUAGUGUGCCAUGUCGAUUAGCCGGUAUCGCGCCGGCUAAGCCGGAGAAGAAUGGUUUAUGGAAUGAAUAUGCCAUCAAAACAUUUCGAAAUGUUAUUGAUAACGUUCCCACUGAAGUCGAAGUUCUCGAUCGUUCACCCAAUGGAUCCUAUUUUGUCAACCUAUUCGUUACACAUGAAACAUUCGUCUGUGUAAAUGAUUUUCUGCUCUAUCAUAAAAUUGCUAUACCUAUCGAUGAUUGUAAAACAUUGAAACCCGAAGAAUUAGACCCGGUUACACAUAAACCAUUAUUAGCGAUCAUCUAUGAAUUCAAUCUUCAAGGAGAACUACUAGCCGAAGAAAUCGAAGCCAACCAAUUGAAACAAAAGGAGGAACAAAAAAAGAAAUAUGAGGAAGAACAACAACGUCAAUCGAAUUGCCGUUUACCUUGUGUACGGAUUAUCGAUAUAUUCUCCUCAACACCGAAAAAACUUAUCUUUGCCCGAUACAACAAAUGGGUGAUGAUUCCAUGGUUUUGCAUUAGUAGUCUCUUCGAACCACCACUGUCUGAAAGCACCAUCGAAAGAUUCGCGAUACUUUACAAAUUCUCGCCUGUAAUGAUAACUCCAUUGACAAAUGCUGUGCUUUAUGCUCAUUUAGAAAAAUGUAUGCCAUUAGUUAAUUAUGAUGCAAAGCCGUUAUCUCAUGGCUACGAAACGAAGAUUGCUUUGUAUAGUAUUGAUUGUGUGAGAAAAUUAUUACUGAAUCAUCGAUUUGAUAAUGAAUUCCUGUUCGAACGACUGGAUGAAGGUCGUGAAGCCGAAAUGAAAGAGGAUUCGGAUUUCUGGGAAACAUCCACAUCACAACAAAAUUAUUUUUCUAUGGAAAGCAAGAAAUCCAUUGAAAAAAAUAAACAAUCGAAGAUUGCUCUUCUCAAAUCACACAAAGAUCAAUUGGAAUCUCGCCUUGAACGAAUGACUCUAUCGAAUCGUGAAUACCAAUCAAUGCAACGUCAAUUGAUGAAUACCAUGGAAAAAUUAUGUGAACUUAGUAACGAUAGUAGUAGUUCAGAUUAA
Molecule: messenger RNA, 2943 nt
Organism: Adineta ricciae
Lineage: Eukaryota; Metazoa; Rotifera; Eurotatoria; Adinetida; Adinetidae
Source: the annotation of a GenBank genome assembly